Messenger RNA from Ruditapes philippinarum (Manila clam), 3326 nucleotides. RefSeq names its product glutamine--tRNA ligase-like. The transcript is spliced from 22 exons. Gene Ontology annotation, molecular function: glutamine-tRNA ligase activity; ATP binding. Gene Ontology annotation, cellular component: cytosol; aminoacyl-tRNA synthetase multienzyme complex; cytoplasm. Bases 37 to 2382 code for a protein of 781 amino acids. The record is from RefSeq and is a predicted model, not a curated record. NCBI's taxonomy places the organism in Eukaryota, Metazoa, Mollusca, Bivalvia, Venerida, Veneridae. Gene Ontology annotation, biological process: glutaminyl-tRNA aminoacylation; translation.
UCCGGAUAUUGGAAAUUAGGUUGUCUUCCAAUCAAGAUGGCUGACUCAGUCGUUUCACUUUUCGUUGGAACCGGUUUGAGCGAACAGAAAGCGAAAGAAACUUUAAAAAAUGAAUUAGUAACUCAAAAUUUAAAGAGUGCUAUAGAACAGGUUGGCAAUGUAUCUGAGGACUUGAAGACAGAUAAAGAUGUUGGUAAACUACUCUAUCAUGUAGCAACCAAAUUGAAAACACGUAAAUACCAGAGACAAAUUGUUGACUAUAUUGCAACAAAAAAGAUAACUUCCGAAAACCAGUUAAAUGCUGCUUUUGAUUACUUCAAACAUUUUCCAUUGGAGCCCAUUGAUUGGUCAGCGUUUGAGCAGGAAUGUGGUGUAGGUGUGGUUAUAACACCAGAUCAGGUGGAAGCUGCUGUAGAGGAUGUGAUAGGGAAACACAAGGCCGGGCUACAAGCUCAGAGAUACAAAUAUAACAUGGGCGUUAUAAUGGGUGAAGCUCGGAGCAAGUUGAAAUGGGCUGAUGGGAAGGCCAUCAAACAUGAAGUUGACAUGCAGGUGUUGGACUUACUUGGCCCAAAAACUGCAGAGGAUUUGGAGAAACCAGUGAAACAAAAGGCUGGCAAACCUCCCAAGGAUAAGGAGAAUAUAAAGAAGAAGGAACAGAUCAAAGAGUCACCUUCUGUUGAUAAUUUUCUAGGCCAGGAUGGAGAAGUGAAAAGUUUUACAGAGGUCAUGGGUGAAGCUCUGAAAUUUCACAAACCAGGUGAAAAUUACAAGACUGCUGGUUAUGUUAUCACAGACCAAACUAUGGAGUUGAUGAAGGAACAUUUAAAAGCAACUGGUGGUAAGGUGUACUCCAGAUUUCCUCCAGAACCAAAUGGUAUUUUACAUAUUGGUCAUGCUAAAGCUAUAAACUUUAACUUCGGAUAUGCUAGGGCAAAUGGAGGUAAAUGUUAUCUCAGAUAUGAUGAUACCAAUCCUGAAAAAGAGGAGGAAAAAUUCUUCACAGCAAUAAGAGAGAUGGUUGAAUGGCUUGGUUACAAACCAUGGAAGGUAACUCAUGCCUCUGACAAUUUUGACAAGCUUUAUGAGUAUGCUGUGAGGCUGAUCAUGCGUGGACAUGCCUAUGUGUGUCACAUGAGAUCAGAGGAUAUUAAAGGGUUCAAUCCCCCGGAUUCACCAUGGAGGGACCGGCCAAUGGAGGAAUCUCUUCAGUUAUUUGAGGACAUGAAGAAUGGAAAGAUUCAAGAAGGAGAUGCAACUUUAAGAAUGAAAACAACCCUAGAGGAAGGGAAAAAAGACCCAGUUGCAUACAGAAUCAAGUUUGCCCCUCAUCAUAGGACAGGUGACAAAUGGUGCAUAUAUCCGACAUAUGACUUCACACAUUGUUUAUGUGAUUCUAUAGAAAACAUAUCACACUCCUUGUGUACCAAAGAAUUUCAGUCCAGACGCUCCUCAUACUACUGGCUAUGUAAUGUAUUAGGUCUAUAUUGUCCUGUACAGUGGGAAUAUGGCAGGUUAAAUCUCAACUAUACGGUAGUAUCAAAACGAAAAAUUGGCAAGCUUAUCACAGAGGGAUGUGUACGUGAUUGGGAUGACCCUAGACUGUUCACUCUAACAGCAUUAAGAAGGAGAGGAUUUCCUCCAGAGGCGAUAAAUCUGUUCUGUGCCAAGGUUGGCGUGACCAUGGCUCAGACGGUAAUAGAUCCCAUCAUGCUGGAAGCUUGUGUAAGAGAUGUGCUCAACAUUAAGGCGCCAAGAUGUAUGGCAGUAUUAGAUCCUCUUAAAGUGACCAUUACCAACUUCCCAGCUGAUCACUCAGGGGAGAUAACUGUGCCAGAUUUUCCUGCCGAUGAAUCAAAAGGUUCACAUAAAAUACCAUUUGCUAAAACGUUAUAUAUAGAAAGAUCUGACUUUAGAGAAAAAACAGAUAAGAACUAUAAACGUUUUGCUGUAGAUCAGCCAGUAGGUUUAAGACAUUCAGGAUAUGUAAUAGAAGUGGAAUCUCUGAAAAAGGAUAACAGUGGCAAUAUAUCAGAGGUGCUGGUAAAAUGUUUAAAGUCUUCCGAGAAGAAACCAAAAGGUUUUAUACAAUGGGUUUGUAAUCCACAAGUUUGUGAAGUCCGACUCUAUGAUAGAUUGUUUUUCCAUAAAAGUCCAGAAGACCCAAGUGAAGUUCCUGGUGGGUUUUUAAAUGAUGUCAACAGAGACUCUCUGCAGGUUAUACCAAAUGCUUACGUAGAUAGUUCAGUGAAAGGUGCAAAGUUCCUGGACAAGUUCCAGUUUGAAAGAAUUGGUUUCUUUAGUGUAGAUUCUGACACAACACCAAGUAAGAUUGUGUUUAACAGAACAGUUACGCUGAAGGAAGAUAAGGAUAAAGACUAAACAUUUCCAAAUACACUAGAGAAAUAUCAUCCAUCUGUACCUUGUCCUAAUGUUUAUUUGCUGUAAUCAAGGAGAACAUUUCAAAGUUCUAAAGUGCUGUUAUAUUGAUAAAUUAUACCAUGAAAGAGUUUUAUGUUAACAACAUUUUUUGUUCUGAAGUGUUUAAAUUAUGACUCAAAUUAGUGUGCAAGUAAAAAAAAUCAGGAAAAAGAAAGAAUGUCUGAUUUGUUGUAUGUUACUUUAGUGACAAAAUAGGUUAAAUAAAAUGUAAUAAUACUGUAGCAUCUUUUUGAUAGGUUUGGAUGACAUGGUCUUGACAUUUAGUUCAUGAAGUAUUUUCUCUCAUAUCUUGUUAUAUGACCAGUUUCAGUUUGUCUUACAAUAAUUCUACUGAAUUUGUCAUUAUGUUUUAUCAUGGAAAACUAUAUAUACAUGAAUUACUUCCUGUAAUAUGAUUGUUUUAUAUUGAAAGAUUAACAAGAAACUAACUGAAGUAAAUUAAAUACAAGUAAGAUAAAUACAGUCAAACAGUAAAAGAUAAAUUAAGGAUCAAAAUUGGUCAGUCAGUUCCUAUAAUGUUGAGGUCAUCCUCAAGCACUGAAACUUGAAAGUUGUCAUACCAUUUAAAUAAUGCAUUGUGUGACUGGAAAUUUCCCGUUCACAUUUCCACUGUUAGCUAUUGAAUACUGUUAUAAAGUAUCUUUGAGUUCUAAUAAUUAACAAUGAUACAUAUGGCUCAGUAGAACUUUAACCCACAAACAAACACUGAUGAAAUAUCUUGCAAUAUGUUUUGGUAAAUAAUUAAAUUUGCUAUUUAUUGACUUUUUUUAUAUGUUUUAGAUGUGCUACUUCAGAUAUAUUUUGAAUACCUGCUAUUUAAUAAUAUUCUUUAAUUAACAGUUUUGUAUAAUACAAUAAAAUAAAUUAUUGAAGUUCAUAUGUGA